Molecule: messenger RNA, 5850 nt
Organism: Malus domestica (apple)
Lineage: Eukaryota; Viridiplantae; Streptophyta; Magnoliopsida; Rosales; Rosaceae
Source: RefSeq, a predicted model, not a curated record
CCCCAGCUCCAAGAACUCUAUCAGAAACAAGCCAUGCUUCUGCGCAGAGCUCCAGAGCUCUCACCCUCCACUCUCUCUCUAACCCACUCCUCCUCCUUCUUCUCCACUCUCUGUUUCUCUAACCCUAAUCUCCUCUCCAUGCGCUCUUCACUCUUCCCUCCUCUCUCUCUCCUCCGUUCCCUCACUCUCUGUCUCUCUCACAACCAACACCACCACCCUCAUACCCAUCCAUUCUCCAGGCCCAUGUCCAGUUUUCCGCUCUCCACCACCAAACCCUUCCGGUUCCACGCCCUUCCCUCUUCCAGUACUUCCGUUGAACACCUUGCAGGCAAGGCCUCGGACCCAGAGGAGAAUUGGGAUUUGAGCAAUGUCGCGCAGAGCGAGGUUUUCGAUUUUGAGAAUUGCUUUGGUUCCGCCGACUUGAAGCACCUGGGGGCGCCGAAGCUUGAGGUUCCAGAGCUGGAGGAGCUCCCGGAGCAGUGGCGGAGGUCGAAGCUGGCGUGGCUGUGUAAGGAACUGCCGGCGCAUAAGGCCGGUACCUUGAGUCGUAUACUCAAUGCGCAGAAGAAGUGGAUAAGGCAAGAAGAUGCCACUUAUGUUGCCGUGCAUUGUAUGCGGAUUCGGGAAAAUGAUGUCGGGUUUCGGGUUUACAAAUGGAUGAUGCAACAACACUGGUAUCGUUUUGAUUUUGCUCUUGCUACUAAGUUAGCGGAUUACAUGGGUAAAGAGCGAAAAUUCUCGAAAUGUAGGGAUAUAUUUGAUGAUAUAAUUAAUCAGGGGCGUGUUCCUAGUGAAUCUACAUUUCAUAUAUUGGUUGUUGCAUAUCUUAGUGCCCCGGUUCAAGGUUGCUUGGAGGAAGCAUGUGGCAUUUACAAUCGUAUGAUUCAGCUAGGAGGUUAUCAGCCCCGGCUUCACUUGCACAAUUCUCUCUUCAAAGCCCUUGUCAGCCAACCCGGAACCUCUUCGAAACACUACCUUAAACAGGCUGAGUUUAUUUUUCAUAAUUUGGUAACAACUGGACUCGAAAUUCACAAGGAUAUUUAUAGUGGAUUAAUUUGGCUACAUAGCUAUCAGGAUACAAUAGAUAAAGAAAGGAUGGCAUUGUUAAGAAAAGAAAUGCAACAGGCUGGAAUUGAGGAGGGCAGAGAUGUGCUUGUGUCUCUCUUGAGAGCUUGCUCAAAAGAGGGGGAUGUGGAGGGAGCAGAAAGUACUUGGCUCAGACUUUGCGAUCUUGAAGUUGGUCUCCCACCUCAGGCAUAUGUUUAUAAAAUGGAAGCCUAUUCAAAGGCUGGAGUGCCUUUGAGAUCCCUGGAGAUAUUCAGGGAGAUGCAAGAGCAGUUGGGUUCGUCCAACGCUGUCGCAUAUCAUAAAGUCAUAGAGGUCUUAUGUAAGGCUCAAGAAGUUGAACGUGUCGAGUCCCUCAUGACAGAAUUCAUCAACACUGGUUUGAAGAAUUUCAUGCCGUCUUAUAUUGAUCUAAUGAACAUGUACUUCAACUUAGGCUUACAUGACAAACUGGAAUCAGCCUUCUCCCAGUGCCUUGAGAGAUGCCGACCCAGCCGUACUAUUUGUUCUAUAUACUUGGAUUCUUUGGUGAAAGUUGGUAAUCUUGCUAAAGCUGAGGAGAUCUUUGGCCUAAUGCAGAGUGAUGCGGCAAUCGGUGUUAACGCUCGGUCCUGCAACACCAUAUUAAGUGGAUACCUGUCAUCUGGAGAUUAUGUCAAGGCAGAAAACAUAUUUGACCUGAUGUGCCAGAAGAAGUAUGACGUUGAACCACCAUUGAUGGAAAAGAUUGAUUAUAUCUUGAGCUUGAGCAGAAAGGUAGUCAAGAAACCUGUAAGCCUGAAGCUGAGCAAAGAACAACGAGAGAUUCUAGUAGGUCUUUUGUUGGGUGGUUUGCAGAUCGAAUCCGAUGAAGACUGGAAAAAUCACAUGAUCCGGUUCGAGUUCAGUGAGAGUUCUAGCACACAUUCUUUGUUAAAGAGGCAUAUAUUUGAUCAAUACCAUGAGUGGCUACAUCCUUCUUGCAAGUCCAGUGAGAGUACGGAGGACAUACCAUAUAAGUUCUCAACCAUCUCACAUUCGUAUUUUGCUUUCUAUGCGGAGCAGUUUUGGCCGAAAGGCCGAAGAAUGAUACCAAAGCUAAUCCAUCGAUGGUUGUCACCAUGUGCGCUUGCAUACUGGUACAUGUACGGGGGCCACAGUACUUCAUCAGGAGACAUAUUGUUGAAGAUAAAGGGUAGUGAAGAGGGUGUUGAGAAGAUUGUCAAAUCCUUAAGGGCAAAGUCCCUUGAUUGCAAGGUGAAGAGGAAAGGGAGAGUGUUUUGGAUAGGUUUUCUGGGAAGUAGUUCUACCUGGUUCUGGAAAUUAGUAGAACCUUAUAUUCUAGAUGACUUGAAGUAUGCUCUAAAAGGUGGCCAAAUCUCAGAUAACAGCAUGGUUGAAACCGAAAACGUCAACUUUGGUAGUGGGUCUGAUACUAAUGAAAAUGCUUCUGAUUACAGUGAUAAUGAUAAUAAUUUGUAGCUUCUAUAAAUUAUUGGCCAUUGUGUUCGGUAAGCCAGAAGACUUCUCUACCAACUCAAGGCUUUUCUCUUCAAGAUACAUACCUGGAUCCACAAAGAGCAGAUGAGUCUUGAUAUUUUUGUAAUACUAUCUUUACUUUAUAAUCAAUCUCCUGUUGUUCCUUUUUGUCCUAGAAUGGCAUUGUCUCUUUCUGUGAUUAUCGAUGCAGUGACUGUUUUUCUAAAUAGGUUUGUAUAUUUGGCAACUCUUACUCUUAUAUUUGAAUGAGUUUCCGUCUUGGCUCAACAGAUUGAUUCUUUCCAGAAAGACUAUAGAAGAAUGGAGGAAAUAAUAAAUAAACAGUAGAUACUUGUCCUUUCACAUUGCAGUAUACUUACUUAACUCUGCCUUCCUUCUAAAGUUUUGAAUUAUGAUACUCCUUUUCACAAAUUGUUCCGCAAAGACCCAGAUUAUACCAUUUUGAAAACCUUUGGCUGUACAUGUUUUCCAUACUUGUGACCCUACAUUAAUAAUAAACUACGUUAUGUUCUACCAAAUAUGUGUGUUUUUAGGGUAAUCUUUGAAUUAUCAAGGGUAUAGAUGCUAAAGACAUUUCCACCACCUGAAUUUUUUUGUCAAGCCAAGUUAUUUUUUAUGAGUAAAAUUUUCCAUUUCUGACCUAUUACUCUUGCCUCUCAAAACAAAAGUUCGUCCUCAGAUCCUGCACUCGAAAUUAUUGGACCACUACCAACUGGACACCCACAACCCAACGGCCUCAUACCCCUGCACCACAUUUGGCCCACUCCAAAAUUCAACCAAAAACCUGCACGUCCUCUUUAUGUUCUUUCUCUGCAGUGCUUAAUCUUUCAGCCACAAGUUCUUCAUCAAGCAAGUCAGAGAAACAUGCCACAAAGCCUAGAGGCUCUGUUUCCCAUUUAAAUGCACUGGUUUGGGCUUGGCACAGCAGAUAAAAUCUGAGAAGGAUGAGGACCUUACGGCUGCAAGGGUGCACAUGGAAGAGCUUGAAUCCUUCAGUUGACAAAAAAAGAUAUUUGCUUUGAAUGCCAGAUUAUCUGCUGCUGAAAGCAUGACACAUGAUGUGAUCCGGGAUUUACUGGGGUCAAUUGGAUAUGAAUAGUGAAAAUGACGGAGAAGGCUCAGCUUCAUAGGGUGGAAUCUCAACAAAAGGAGCAGGAGGUAGCUAAGCUGAAAAACAACUGAGUGAAUUCAUUCAGGAAAGACCGAGCAACUAUUACCUCAAAACUUCUGAAUCAAGUUAGUAAUUGUUCUAUCAUUCAUAUGUCCAAGUUUCUGCAUGCUGAUAUUCCAGGUGGCUCGAGGAAAUUGACCGAAAACAGGCUGAACUCAUAGCUGUGCAAAUUGCUUUGGAAAAACUUAAGCAUGUGUAGGUGGAGAAUGUAAAUCAUAAAAUGAAGGUUAUGGAACUUGAAGGAGAAGUGGAUAAGCUGUCUGGUUAGCAAAAACUCCACCAGCGAAUUCAUCAUAUCAUCAUGCAAAAAUGAAGGCAAGAUAUUACCAAAUUGCUAAUGAAGUGCUAACCUCAGGUUCUGUUUUAUUUUACCAUCAUUCUAUUCCAUUUCAAUCUGAGUGGGUUUUGCCUAGAAAAUAACAAGGUUAAAAGUACACAAUGAAGAACUUAGCGAUAAGCUCUGUCUGACAGAAGUUAAUUCUUUCACGUGUCAAGGAAGAGCUUGCUCGUUUUCGUGCUUCCUGUGGGAGGAACCCUUAUGUCGAUUUUGAUGAGGAGCAAUGAUUGGUGCAAAACUAAAGGAACUGAGUAGGAGAAGUUGCAACUAGCACAGAAAUUGUUAGGCCUCUGUACUAGCGUUUUGAAGGCUGCUGGAAUAACAAAGCAAUCGACACAUAUAAACCCGUCUGCUGCUGAAGUGGCGCUUGAGCAACUCAAGAACAAGAUUACUUAAAUGGACAGAAUUAGAGGAAUUGAAGUUUAAGGUAUAUAAAACUUAUCUUCAAGGUUGGGACCAAUCAAACCAAGUAGGCACCUCUCAACCACCUCAGGACAGCAGUGGAUACAAUUACUAUGGACAACCUCAAAAUCCUAGGUUCAACUACAAUCAAACACCUAAUGUUGCCAGCCACGGUUAUGAUCGGGCAUAUGCUCAGCAGCCACCAAGUUAUGGAGGCCAAGCUCCGGUAUCUGAUUACCAGCAACAAUAUGCAACUUCAGGGUAUGGAUCGCCUGCGGUGCCAUCCAUCAGGGAUGCAACUGCUACCCAAAGUACCCAGCCUUCGGCUCCUUAACAAGUUCCUUACAGCCAGCCAACAGCCAGCCCUCAAGCUGGAUAAUGCACUCAUCCAGGCAGCACAGGCCAACCACAUCCUGGUUAUUACCAAGCAGGUUAUGUAGGGCAGCAGGGGGUUGAAGGCCCUUCUGCAGAAUCUCAGCCCGCAGCAUAUGGACACGGUGAGUACCAUCAGCCAGACAUCCAUUAUGCUCCAUCAGUGAAUCCUCCUACAAACGGAGAGUCACAGCAUCGGCAACAAGGGCAUUCAGAGCUUCCAACCAAUGGAUACGAAGAGCCAUCAGGUUAUGGAGCUGAAAGAACCGGUGACAAAGAAUUCAGAUGGGGAUGGGUUGGCCCUGCAGCGGAGACUAUCAGUUCUGAAAUCUGAUAUUAUAGCUGGUUAAGGAUGUCGUUUCUUACUUGGUUCUCUUUUUUUCUUUCUUGGGGUUUGAUAUUUGCUCUCAUGUACCAUCUGUGUGGCUGCAGAAGAUUAUACUUUUAAGUGUUCAAAUGUAGGAAUAUCUUGUUAGACAGCCGUUUAUUAUGUUCAGAUGUGGUGGUUAUCCGUCAACCGGCAGUCCAGGAGUCGCUGAUCACUAGUUUUAUGUUAAUCUAAUUUCGUAAUAUUUUCAGUCCCGAGGUCCAUGAAAUAUUUGUGAUCGAAUGGCACCGUAGGAGCUAAGCUCUAGAUGAGAUGCUCGGACUUGUUCUGAAAGAAUAGAGUGUUUUGCUUUGGAAGGACCAGUCCUACAAAAACUGAACUACAAUAAAGUGGAGACCAAGCUUAUGUUUCCACAAGGUCAACUGACAUUCAGUUUCCUUUUUCAUUGUACUUUUCUUUCCAGCUUUUACAUGUUGUGAAGAAACCCAAGCUUAUAUUUGCACUAGUAAUUGCCAAUUGGUGGCAAAAACAAAACAUACAGAUAUUGUUAGGAUACUGUCAGUUGGCAUCGGUGCCAUGUGUACGGUGGCUGAUUACUAGUUAGUUAGAAGGUUGUUAGAGUUGGAAAUAUCCUAAAAAUAGUAGCUUGUAAGAGAUGUUCAACAGUCAAUGAAAUAGUAUUGUUCUUGUGUGUUA